AUGGCAGAAGUUUCGCGAAUGACUUUGAAGAUACUAUACUCUCUAGAUGAUGGAACAAGUGGGAGUUACUUGGCACGUUCCAAGAAACCACAUGAAGUUAGAGUCGCCAAUAUCCCAAACCCAUCAUCUCCAACAGAUAGUGAAUUGAAAUUACGCAUAGGUGCAGUGAACCUUUCAUUUGUCCUAGAUGAAAUACAAUUGAACUCUCCAGAAGUAAUGGAAAUAUAUACAAAUAGACCUUCGAUAAAUAACGAUGUGGUAAUGGAUUAUAAUCUUUAUUAUCAUGAUAUUUGUGAAGCCAAUGAACCAUUAGUCAGUUUAGGUCUAUUAUCAAAGAUACGAUCCAAUUUACAAAAACAAACUCAAGAUAAAUUAACUACAAUCAAUGAAGACACAACACCAGAAGAUGAUGGCGACGAAGAACUUGAUGAAUAUGAUGAUGAAUUUAUGGUAAUUGGUAGAGUUUGCUCCAAUUUUUCUGCAAUGUUAAGAAGAACGUAUAGUAAUGCAUCUAAAAAGAGAAAGCAAAAUAAAAACGAUGAAAAUAAUUCUGAAUCUGUAGCUACACCAGAGACCCUUGAAGUGAAAUUAAAACUUAAAAGGGUUGUCACAAAUAGACCUAAGGAGAUGCCUGAAAUACCGAAGGUCUCCACUCCGUCUGUAAAACCUCAAAGAUAUGCUCCUCCAACAAUAACAACUGUGGCAAAAUCCGUUAGAGUAAAUAAGAGGCAAACAAAUCCAAAGCCUGCACCAAAGGCUAUCAGAACACAGUCCUUACCUAUUUGGGAUACUCGUUUGAAUCCAGCUGGCUCUGGUUUCAUGAAAACAUCAAUUGCACAUAAAAUAUAUAUGGCGGACAGACAAACUGAGAAUCUUGGUAAACAACAGCAGCAGCAACAAAAGCAGGAAAGUCAUCCUGAUGCAUUAACCUACGAGAUAAAUUCUUUGCAACCUGAUAAUUCUGUACAGAAGAUUAAAGUCGAUGAUGCCAUCAGUAAAAGGUUUGAUUUUAUGAAUAAGAAAAAGGAUACAGCUACAAAUAAUAUAACAAUUAUGAAACAUAGUACUGCUUCAACUAAGAAAUCGACUAAAAAAGUUACGAAAGCCAGCAGAACUAAAUCGGGGAAAAUCCUACCUACAAUGGCUACCAUGCAAAUAUCUCAAACAGUGCCUUCGCCAUUAACUACGAUAGCUAAUGGCUUAAGUGAAACUAUAACGGGCAAGACACCAUGUGAUGAAGAUGAUGACAUCAUUACUUCAGCUAAUAAUAAUAAUAAUAAUAAUAGCAGUAGUAACAAAGAGAAUAUUCCACCUCCAAUAGAUAACGAAAACAUAAGUCGUGAUAUGUAUACGAAUUUAUUGAAUUUUAAUGAAAAUAGUAUUGAUUGGUUAAAUGAAUUCAAUGAUGCGACUAAAGGAUUAGAUUUAGUAGGGAUGAUGGAACCUCCAAGUAAUACUACUCCAAUGGCAAUGACAAAUCUAACGAAUUCUAAAAAUACACCAAGAGACAUUCCAACUGUUGAAGAUAUGGAUAGAACAUCUCCAAUUGAUACAUUAUCUAUGCCAUUAAUGGAAUUAGAUCAAGCGGGGAAAAUUCAUAAUAUUAGAAACAAUGAAAAAUCUAUUGAAAAUGGUACGCUUACAAACAUGAGAAAGAAGAGUACAGGUGGUAGUACUAAAUCUAAAGUCACUACAUGUCAUGACCAAUUACGUCGAUUACCAUUACUUUCUGGUCAACAGAAGGAAUUUAUUGAUAUUGCAAGUGCUAUGCCUGCUGAUGUCACUGUUCCAAAUAGUGAUGCAACAGUAUUAGUAAGUUAUUCAAAGAGUGAAGAUGAGGGUAAUGAAGAAGAUGAAGAAGAAGAUGAAAGCUCUAAUAAGCGUCAUGGUAUUAUGCCAUCAUCGCCAGGGAUGAUGUUUGGAUAUAAGCCUACAUUGAAUGAAGAUGAAGAUGAAGAAAAUGAUGAUUAUGAAGGUGACGAUAUCUUUUCAUCCUUUGUUAAUGGUAGUAAUGAUGGAGUAAGUCAUGAUACGCCCGCUACUAAUAAUUGCAGUAGUGAUCCUAAAUAA
Molecule: messenger RNA, 2070 nt
Organism: Maudiozyma saulgeensis
Lineage: Eukaryota; Fungi; Ascomycota; Saccharomycetes; Saccharomycetales; Saccharomycetaceae
Source: the annotation of a GenBank genome assembly